Molecule: messenger RNA, 6324 nt
Organism: Bicyclus anynana (squinting bush brown)
Lineage: Eukaryota; Metazoa; Arthropoda; Insecta; Lepidoptera; Nymphalidae
Gene: SERCA
Product: calcium-transporting ATPase sarcoplasmic/endoplasmic reticulum type
Exons: 12
Coding region: 250-3327 (1025 amino acids)
Biological process (GO): intracellular calcium ion homeostasis; calcium ion transmembrane transport
Cellular component (GO): membrane
Molecular function (GO): P-type calcium transporter activity; ATP hydrolysis activity; ATP binding
Source: RefSeq, a predicted model, not a curated record
CAGUCUUGGAAAAAAUGACGGCUGGAUUAGAUACGUGUUGGUGUAGUUUAUGAUAUUUACGAGAAAAAUAUUAACUUAGUACAAAAUUUAGUUAAUUAGAAAAUUCAAACAAUUUAUUAUAAGUGAAGUAUUAAUUAAGAGACAGUUUGCUCAUGUAAUAGACUAAUAGUAAACUUCACGGUGAGUGUGCAGUGAUCUGAUUAAACUGUGCUUACAAUAUAGAACUGACGGCAACGUAGAAAUUUCACCAUGGAGGACGCUCACUCGAAAUCCGUGGAUGAAGUCUUAGGAUAUUUUGGCACAGACCCAGACAAAGGCCUUAGUGGAGACCAAGUCAAAAGAAAUCAAGACAAAUAUGGGCCAAAUGAACUGCCUACAGAAGAAGGCAAAAGUAUAUGGCAGUUAGUUCUGGAACAAUUUGAUGACCUUUUAGUGAAGAUUUUGCUAUUAGCUGCUAUUAUUUCAUUCGUAUUAGCUUUAUUUGAAGAACACGAAGAUGCAUUCUCAGCAUUCGUAGAACCUUUUGUUAUUUUACUAAUUCUAAUUGCUAACGCUGUAGUAGGAGUAUGGCAGGAAAGAAACGCAGAAUCCGCCAUAGAAGCUUUAAAAGAAUACGAACCCGAAAUGGGUAAAGUAGUAAGAGGAGAUAAAUCCGGCGUACAGAAAGUCCGAGCGAGAGAAAUCGUGCCCGGUGACGUCGUCGAAGUGUCUGUCGGAGACAAGAUUCCCGCCGAUAUCCGCCUCAUUAAGAUUUACUCAACCACCAUCCGUAUCGACCAGUCUAUCCUGACUGGUGAAUCCGUGUCUGUGAUCAAACACACUGACCCCAUUCCUGACCCACGCGCUGUAAACCAGGACAAAAAGAAUAUUCUCUUCUCCGGUACCAAUGUCGCUGCUGGCAAAGCCCGCGGUGUCGUCAUCGGCACUGGUCUCAACACUGCCAUUGGUAAAAUUCGUACUGAAAUGUCUGAGACUGAGGAAAUUAAGACACCCUUGCAACAGAAACUCGACGAAUUCGGCGAACAACUAUCGAAAGUCAUCUCUGUCAUUUGCGUCGCCGUAUGGGCUAUCAACAUCGGACAUUUCAACGACCCGGCGCACGGUGGAAGUUGGAUCAAAGGUGCCGUGUACUACUUCAAGAUCGCUGUGGCCCUGGCCGUCGCUGCCAUUCCAGAAGGUUUACCCGCUGUCAUCACCACUUGUCUCGCUCUCGGCACCAGGAGAAUGGCUAAGAAGAACGCUAUCGUCAGGUCGCUGCCUUCCGUAGAGACCCUCGGUUGUACAUCCGUCAUUUGCUCAGACAAGACCGGCACUCUGACGACCAAUCAAAUGUCUGUAUCCCGUAUGUUCAUCUUUGAAAAGAUCGAAGGUGGUGACAGCAGUUUCCUCGAGUUUGAAAUUACUGGCUCAACUUACGAGCCCAUCGGUGACGUGUACUUGAAAGGACAGAAAAUUAAGGCUGCAGAAUUCGACACGCUUCACGAGUUGGGCACCAUUUGCGUUAUGUGCAACGACUCCGCCAUUGACUUCAACGAGUUCAAACAGGCAUUCGAGAAAGUCGGUGAAGCUACUGAAACUGCCCUCAUCGUUCUCGCUGAAAAGAUGAAUCCCUUCAACGUCCCCAAAACUGGCCUCGACCGUCGUUCAACUGCUAUCGUAGUCCGCCAAGAAAUUGAGACGAAAUGGAAGAAAGAAUUCACUCUCGAAUUCUCCCGUGACAGGAAAUCUAUGUCCACCUACUGCACACCGCUGAAGCCUUCCCGUCUCGGCACUGGUCCUAAACUGUUCGUCAAGGGUGCCCCAGAAGGUGUGUUGGAACGUUGCAGCCACGCUCGUGUCGGAACUGCUAAAGUUCCUCUUAACUCUACGCUUAAAAACCGCAUCUUGGAGCUCACUCGCACAUACGGUACUGGACGUGACACGCUACGUUGCUUAGCCCUCGCCACAGCCGACAACCCAAUGAAGCCCGACGAGAUGGACCUCGGCGACUCCACCAAAUUCUACACCUAUGAAGUCAACCUCACCUUCGUCGGUGUCGUGGGCAUGUUGGACCCCCCUCGCAAGGAAGUGUUCGAUUCGAUCGUCCGUUGCCGCGCUGCUGGUAUCCGUGUAAUCGUCAUCACCGGUGACAACAAAGCUACUGCUGAAGCUAUUUGCAGGCGUAUUGGCGUGUUCGGAGAAGACGAAGACACGACUGGCAAAUCUUACUCUGGUCGCGAGUUUGACGAUCUCCCACUGAGCGAACAGCGCGCCGCCUGCGCCAAGGCCCGUCUAUUCUCGCGUGUAGAGCCCGCCCACAAGUCCAAGAUCGUUGAAUUCUUGCAGAGCAUGAACGAAAUCUCUGCUAUGACUGGAGACGGUGUGAAUGACGCGCCCGCGCUCAAAAAGGCUGAGAUCGGUAUCGCCAUGGGCUCAGGAACUGCCGUCGCCAAGUCCGCUGCUGAGAUGGUGCUGGCUGAUGACAACUUCUCCUCCAUCGUCGCCGCUGUUGAAGAGGGUCGUGCCAUCUACAACAACAUGAAGCAGUUCAUCCGUUACCUGAUUUCCUCCAACAUCGGUGAGGUCGUGUCCAUCUUCUUGACUGCCGCCCUCGGUCUUCCCGAAGCCCUCAUUCCAGUGCAGCUUCUGUGGGUCAACCUGGUAACUGACGGUCUGCCCGCCACCGCCCUGGGCUUCAACCCGCCCGACUUGGACAUCAUGGACAAACCACCCCGCAAGGCUGAUGAGGGUCUCAUUUCUGGAUGGCUGUUCUUCAGGUACAUGGCUAUUGGUGGCUACGUCGGUAUGGCGACAGUCGGCGCUGCCUCAUGGUGGUUCAUGUACUCUCCCUUCGGACCCCAGAUGACAUACUGGCAACUCACGCAUCACUUGCAGUGCCUCAACGGUGGCGAAGACUUCAAGGGCGUCGACUGCAAGAUCUUCACCGACCCCCACCCCAUGACGAUGGCUCUCUCCGUGCUGGUCACCAUAGAGAUGUUGAACGCCAUGAACAGCUUGUCGGAGAACCAGUCGCUGGUGUCGAUGCCGCCGUGGUCCAACAUGUGGCUCGUCGGCUCCAUGGCGCUCUCCUUCACGUUACACUUCGUCAUUCUAUACGUUGAGGUCCUCUCGGCCGUGUUCCAAGUGACGCCGCUGUCGGUGGAGGAGUGGAUCACGGUGAUGAAGUUCUCGCUGCCCGUGGUGCUGCUCGACGAGGUGCUCAAGUUCGUCGCGCGCAAGAUCUCCGACGGUGAGAAGCGAACCCUGCUUGACUGGCUCGACGGCAUGCAAUGGAUCGUGCUCAUGUGGGCCAUCUUCUUUGGCAUCAUCAUCUACGGACCCAUAUAAGCCGGUCCCGCUCCCGAGUGCCACAGCCCCGUUUGAUUCACCCUAAUACCCCACCCCAUCGGUCUGCGCUAUCCUCCCCGAUGAAAUCUCGCGGCGGAUAGGGUGGACUCCACUGUGGAAACGGAUGGACGUUGAGUUUACUCACCACAGUGCCCUUAACCGUUUUGAUUAAUGCUAAUCCGGAGCACAGUGUGAUGUGUGAAGUGCACGGUGCUAGGGGCCAAGACGCUAGUGACUAUGAGUGAUUCGAUUCUGUGGACACAGUACCGGAGUGUUGUAGGUGUAACGUUAUGCAUUUCGCAUGUGCGAGACAAUAACUCCAUUUUUGAAAAUUGUAGUGACACCGCGGAGUCUCGGUUGUACUUUCCAUAUACAAUGUUUUUUUGUAUCACAUAUUAAUAGUAAUUAAUAUAAAUACGCUAGCUAUUAUUUAUUUAUAGUGGCUGUGAAACAUCAUCGAUUUAAUAAAUUUAUUUCGGACACACAAAAUUUUUGUAAUUUUUUUUUUUAUUACUUAGUGAUGUGGUUUAGUAUGUUAUUUUGGAUUCAAUAUAAAAUUUUUGUACAUAAAAUACAUGGAAAGAGCUCCGUCGAACAUGGUGAAAAUAAAAAUAAAAAACUCGCACAGCUCAGUACCUUGUUCGGAAACUAUAUUAUCUUGUAAUGUUCAUUGUUAGUUUAGAGAUAAUUUAUUGUAAGCGUAUCGUUAGGGAUGUCGUGUUUUCGACGGCUGUUCUUUAUUUAAUAAUAUUAUGAAUUUUCUUCUUCUGUCACCUUGAACGCGUCCGGUCUUCAGUUCGCAGCCAACUGUGUUACUGCUUCGGUCGCUAACAAAUAUUAACAAAUUUUAUGAAUGUGUCUUCUUUUCUCUAACUGCAUUGUAUUUAGAUGAUACCUACCUUCUCAGACCAAUUAUUGUAUAGGACCUGCCUCGUUAGACGUUAACUUUCUGUCAAUGUAUAUGAUCAACGAUCUAAUGCGAUUAUAAAAACUACUCUUUAGUAUCGAUGUUUUAAUAAUAAUAAUAAUAAUUUAUUUGCUGAAAUGUGGGUUACAAAAUGGGGCAAUUUACUGAUUAAAUCAGCGUGCAAAUUUUUACCAAUAUUUUACAAUAGUACUUAUUAUUCACAUACAUAUUUAAAAAUUAUUCAUAAAAAAAAAUGUAGAUACAAAAAUUAAUAAUGAAGUAUGAAAAUAACGAUUGAGGAAAAUAUCAAAUAAAUGUCAUAAUGUCAAUAUUUGCAAUAGUAAUUAUUAUCGAUAAUGCAUUGAAAAAUAUAAAAAAUAAAUUGUAAUCGUGUUCUUCGGUCAAAGACACUUCUACCUCGUAAAACUACCUUUUUAUGUCAUUGAAUAGUAUAAAAAAACGGGCAAAAACUUCUACUUAGUAUAAGAUAUAUACCAAAACUAAGCUCAUAUUCCUCAGAAAAUGACAGAUAAUUUUGUUCGUAAAUGAAUUUGAGUGCGAUACUGGUCCUUCUGUAAUUGGUCUGAGCCUACCCUACAUGUUUAGUUUGUAAUGCGUGAAAUGACUCAUCUCCUCAUUUUGAAUCGUCCAGUGUCUGCGAAAAAGUAAAUUAAGUAAGAUAGAUACACAGGUACAUACUAAACCCGUCUGCUCACUAAAAAAUUAAAUAUAGUAUAUAUUUAUUUAUAUAUCACAAAUCUGAGAAAUAAAGUUUUAGUAUGGAACAACAGUAUUUUUAACACAACAUUUGAAAUGGGUAUAUGCCACGAUAAAUCGUCAAGAUUUACAUUAAAUAGUCAAUAUUUCAAACACCACCAUUUUACCUCACAAUGCGGAUUUCGAACGUAAACUGCAAAGCCACAAAUAUCGAAAGAACCUUUUCAAUUGGUUGUCUGAACUUGUGAUCGUGGAAAAUUAUAUUAUAACUUUUCAAACAUACCAAUAGCGAGUAUUAUAGAAUUUUAUUAACUAAAUUUCAUAAUUUAAUAGAGUUUUGCUAAUAAAAGUAGAGAAAUCUCACGUCAAAUUGAACAAAUCAUUUAAACAAAUGACAUGCGUUUUCAUAAUUUGUUUAAAUAUUUUUUUUUGUUUUUGAACUGUAAAGGUAGUAUAAGUAUUAAACUCAGUCCAAUAUUGCACUAUAAUUUUGAGAAUUUAUUCCGAUUUUUUUUUAAUUUAGCGGGCGAUUUCAGUCUCUACUUUUAGUCAGCCAAACAUUAUAAGUAAAUUAAAAAAUAUAUAAAUUGUUAUGAGUAUGAAUCACCAACAUCAUAUUUUUUUAUAAAUAAAAUUAUAAAAAAAAAUACGUUUUAUCGUUUUAUAUACCCAUCAAAUUUAUAAUAGUGUCGAUUAACCACUAAACAAGUUUAAAAUCUUUAUUUUUACAUAUCUAGCAGUGAGUUGCGUAUUGUAACAAAAAAAAUCCGUCUUCUAUAUUACGGGAAUAAUAUGUUGAACAAUAUAUUCGAAACUAUGUACUAAUAUAUAUAGUUUAAAAUAAUAUUGGUGUGGUUAUGGUUUUGGUGAGAAUUGUUUAAGUUUUUACUAUGAAAAUAUUUCAUAGCCCAUUCUAUAGAAUUCUUCUUUAUUAUAUCAGCAGUAUUGCUGAUGGGACAUAAUAAUAUAAUAUUAAUUAAGUUAUUAAUUUACCAAACAUUUCAGAAAAUUUAUUGUCUAUAUCCAGACACGUACAUUUGUAACCAUAAACAAAAUUGUGUAAAUAUAUCCUUGCAUGUGAGUGUUUGCAUGAUUUCUUUUUUAACUGUACAAUAAAAAUGUGUGAGAGAAACUAAUUUUGUUUUAUAUGUAAUGAUAAUACUUAUGAUGUGUAAGCGAAUACAAAGAAUCCCUUUUUUAUUGUUAUAUUAUGUACGAGGACACUAUCUAUCUACGAGCUACAUCUACACUACACAAAUGAGGGCAUGCUCAAGAAUUUGUUGUGAAUCCCGUACCAUCUCCUUUAUAUAAUAGUAACUAUGUACUAAAAUGUUACAAAUAACUUAAAUAUACACAUUUUACAUUAAAUAAAA